Messenger RNA from Amaranthus tricolor (Joseph's coat), 762 nucleotides. RefSeq names its product protein FD-like. The transcript has 3 exons. Gene Ontology annotation, biological process: positive regulation of DNA-templated transcription. The coding region runs from base 98 to 736 and encodes 212 amino acids. The record is from RefSeq and is a predicted model, not a curated record. Lineage: Eukaryota; Viridiplantae; Streptophyta; Magnoliopsida; Caryophyllales; Amaranthaceae. Gene Ontology annotation, molecular function: DNA-binding transcription factor activity. Gene Ontology annotation, cellular component: nucleus.
UCAAAUCUUGCAACAAUCAAUGUCUACUUAAUCAUUUCCCUUUUCUUCUUCUUCCUCAUCUAACCGUAAUCUGUUCUUUCCUUCCAUUCAAAUAAACAUGGAAGAAGUUUGGAAAGAUAUCUCUAUAACUUCUCUCCCCAACACCACAAUUCCCGAUCACAUUAUUCAUAAUAAUAUUACUUCUACUUCUACUUCUACUUCUACUUCUACUUCCACUUCUCACUUUAAGGCUAUGGUUUUUCAAGAUUUCUUCAAUACCAAAAACCCAUCAACCAGAUCAUCCAUGGCUUCUCCUCCUUUAUCAUCAUCCCAAAUCAUCAAACCCGCAACUCAAGAAUUUCAGUUUUUUGAGAAUCAAAUGAUCAACAACUUUCAGCUGGGUUUGAAUGGUGAUCAUCAUAAUCAUAUUCCUUCUUUAGAUGCUCUUGCUUCUUCCUCUGGUUUUAAUGGAGUUAUUCAUGAUCAAACUAACAAGAAAAGGUUAUCUGUUUAUGGUGGAUGUGAUGAUGAAGUUUCUGUUGAUCGUAGGCAUAAACGAAUGAUUAAAAAUAGAGAAUCUGCUGCUCGUUCUAGGGCUCGAAAACAGGCAUAUAUAACAGAGCUGGAGCUGGAAGUUGCCAAUUUAACGGCAGAAAAUGCAUUGCUUAGGAAGCAACAACGACAGAUGAUCGAAGACCAGGCUACACCGGUACCCAAAAAGCACGGUCUCUAUCGAACAUUAACUGCUCCAUUUUGAGACCCCAAUUAACAUGAAAAUGACUA